Ustilago hordei is the source of this 969-nucleotide messenger RNA. RefSeq names its product putative succinate-fumarate transporter (mitochondrial). Lineage: Eukaryota; Fungi; Basidiomycota; Ustilaginomycetes; Ustilaginales; Ustilaginaceae. The coding region runs from base 1 to 969 and encodes 322 amino acids. The transcript has 2 exons. The record is from RefSeq and is a predicted model, not a curated record. Gene Ontology annotation, biological process: succinate transport; transmembrane transport; fumarate transport.
AUGGCCAAGUCGGAGGCGAACAACAAGCCCAAGGUGGCUCCCUCGACCCAUUUGAUCGCUGGUGGUAUUGCAGGUUUUGCGGAAGCAUGUACCUGUCAUCCCUUGGAUACGAUCAAGGUGCGCAUGCAGCUUUCCCGUAGAGGCAAGAAAGCCGGUGAAAAGCCACGAGGUUUCAUUGCUACCGCUUCUCACAUUGUCAAGCGUGAGACUCCGCUUGGUCUCUACAAGGGUCUCGGAGCCGUUGUAGCUGGUAUCGUUCCCAAGAUGGCCAUUCGAUUCAUGUCGUUCGAGCAGUACAAAGGCGCUCUGGCCGACAAGACAACAGGAAACACUUCAUCCCAAGGUGUCUUCCUUGCAGGUCUCGGAGCUGGUACCACAGAAGCCGUAGCUGUCGUCAACCCGAUGGAGGUGGUCAAGAUCCGUCUGCAAGCACAGCAGCACUCGCUUGCUGAUCCUCUCGAAGUGCCCCGAUACCGCAACGCCGCCCAUGCUCUCUACACCAUCAUCCGCGAGGAAGGUGUCAUGACACUCUACCGCGGUGUCGCUCUUACAGCUGCACGACAGGCGACCAACCAGGCUGCCAACUUUACCGCCUACCAAGAGCUCAAAAGCGCUGCACAGAAGUUCCACGGUACGUCGGAGCUGCCUUCCUACCAGACUGCCUUGAUUGGUUUGAUCUCGGGUGCGCUCGGCCCCUUUUCGAAUGCUCCUAUCGACACAAUCAAGACACGUAUCCAGCGUGCUUCCAAGGUGCAAGGUGAGACAGCCGUCAGUCGUGUUGUCAAGGUAGCCAAGGACAUGUUUGCACAGGAAGGUGCUAGUGCUUUCUGGAAGGGUAUCACUCCUCGUGUCGCACGUGUCGCUCCUGGUCAGGCUGUCGUCUUUACCAUCUACGAAAAGGUCAAGGCUUACAUCGAGGCUGCCAAGCAGGGUGAAUUCAACCUUACCGACACUCGAUCUGAUGAGUAG